AUGUCCGCUGCAGCCUUGACAAUUGAAACUUUCACUGAAUAUGGAAUUGGCAUGAUCUUUCUCUUAGUCCGACUAUAUGCCCGGCUUCACAUAGGAGGCAUUCGCGGGCUUCGGCUGGAUGAUGUUUUUGCCGUUUCUGCCAUGAUAUUUUGGACCAUGCAGACUGUUAUAAUCCAUCUUCUGGGGGUGUAUGGCAACAACAUUGGGUUAAACGAGAAAACAGCUAUGCUUGUCCCAGACAGCAAAAUCUCUGAUAUGAUCAUCGGAUCGAAGCUGGCUUUCAUGAACUGGAUAUGGCCAGUUGAGCGAAAUUGGCAGAUCAAACCCUACACAGGAGGCAAGUCUCGACAGUCAGCUUUACCCGACAACCCUCGGCUAACCAAAACAGACAACUGCACUCUCCGCGAGCCUCUUUACAUUGUCAUCGCCGUCUUCAACGUAAUGCAAGUCACCCCCAAGAGGCCCCAAAUUCCAGAAUCUAAUCCUAACAUCAUGAUCAGGUCCGAUGCCUGCAUAAUCCUGAUCCCAAUACCAAUCCUCGCCAAACUCCAAAUCCCACUCCAACGCAAAAUAAUUUUGGUAAUGAUGUUCUCCUCGGGUGUCUUCAUUAUGAUCUGCACAAUUCUGCGUGCCUACUACUCGUUAUCAUCAAUCACGAACCUCGGCACUGCACUCGGCUGGGCGGACCGCGAAUGCUUCGUCGCAGCCAUCGUCGUCUCCCUACCCGGCAUCAAACCGCUCUUCCGUAACACACGCUGGCUGGGAUCGACCAACCGCAAAAAUUCCAAGAGCCCCUACUACAACAGCGAUGGGUACAAUGGGGCUGGGUCGAACUCUGGAAAGACGAAGACGUUUGUUUCAUCGCGGUCUCGGAAAAGUGGCGGGUUUCAGUUGGAUAGUGUGCUGAAUACAAAUAAGGGGAAUCCCAUUUCCGAGGCGGGGAGUGAGGAGUAUAUUCUUGAAGGAAAUCUGGGCGUGGCAGCUGGUACUGGGAAUCGAGAUCCAAUGGCUAUUCGUGUUACGACGGAGUAUACCCUUGAGCAUGAGCAUGGGAUGUCGGAUCAGAUGAGGUCUUAA
Molecule: messenger RNA, 1077 nt
Organism: Penicillium expansum
Lineage: Eukaryota; Fungi; Ascomycota; Eurotiomycetes; Eurotiales; Aspergillaceae
Exons: 4
Coding region: 1-1077 (358 amino acids)
Source: RefSeq, a predicted model, not a curated record